AUGACUAAGGCUAAUCGCAAAGUGUUGUUGCUCGUUGAUAACUGCAUGGCGCACAAAUGCCCUACAUCACUGAAAUAUAUUAAAUUACAAUUUCUGCCGCCAAACGCAACAUCGAAACCACAACCUCUAGAUCCGGGAAUAAUUAAACAUUUCAAGCAAUUCUAUCGCAAAGAGGUGGCCAAAAUUUUAAUGAAUGAUAUGAAAGAGGGGGCAAGAACCUCACAGGAUUGUGUUCAAGACAGCGAAGAAUGGCUUGUCGUUAAAAACCAUUUCAAUUUGGAUGAACGAUUUGAUGAUUUUGUUACUUUCGGUGAUAACGUCAGUACUACGGGUCUUAUUACUGAUGAUGACAUUGUUGAUAGUGUUUUGAACAGAAAUACACUCGACAUUGUUGAGGAGGAUGAAGAGGUCGAGAACAUUAUCACUGCCAAAGAAGCUAAACAAAUGGUUGAAAAGCUUCAAACUUUUCUUGAGGCACAGGAAGCUAUACCAAAAAGUGCAUUCGAUAGCUUAGCAUCUGUUGAGCGAAACAUUUUCAAACUCAUUAACGAAACGCUAAACUUGGGCAUUAGCACAGAUGACGAUAGCAAUAGAUCGGCGAAUAGUAGCAACAGUGGCUCUUCGACGGCAGCUGAUUCAUAA
This is a messenger RNA of Anastrepha ludens (Mexican fruit fly), 642 nucleotides long. Its product is annotated as tigger transposable element-derived protein 6-like. NCBI's taxonomy places the organism in Eukaryota, Metazoa, Arthropoda, Insecta, Diptera, Tephritidae. Bases 1 to 642 code for a protein of 213 amino acids. The record is from RefSeq and is a predicted model, not a curated record. The transcript is spliced from 3 exons. Gene Ontology annotation, molecular function: nucleic acid binding.